UUCCUUAAAUGAUGCCAACCUUUCCACUCCCCCUCUCUCUCUCUCUCUUUUUUCCUUGGUAUUAGUAUAGUAUAGUAUUCCACAUUAGUCUCCCACUCUCCAGUUGCAGGCGCCGUUCUCUCUUUUCGCUCUCUCUCUCUCUCUCUCUCUCUCUCUCUCUCUAAACCACUCUCUCCUCCGUCUAGUCCCGGGAGAUAGCAAACUCCACCACCAUCUUCAUAAUACCACGUAUCUCACUCUCGCCUUCUCGCUCCACCACCAAGUACACAAUAAAAGAUGAUAGAUUCUUCAAAUCUUCCUCGGUGGCUUGAAUCCUUACUGAGAGAGAAGUUUUUCAACGCUUGUAUAAUUCACGAGGAGUCAAAGAAGAAUGAAAAGAACAUCUUUUGCUUAGACUGUUGCGAUAGCAUUUGCCCUCACUGCUUAUCUCCCCACCGCUCUCACCGCCUCUUACAGAUAAGAAGGUAUGUUUAUCACGAUGUUAUAAGGUUGGGUGAUGCUGAGAAAUUAAUGGAUUGUGCCUUAGUUCAAUCUUACACCACAAACAGUGCAAAAGUGGUGUUUUUAAAUCAAAGGCCACAGACUCGGCCGUGUAGAGGCGCCGGCAACAUCUGCACCACCUGCGACAGAGGCUUACAAGACCCAUACAUCUUCUGUUCUCUCUCCUGCAAGCUCCGACAUAUACUGAGAACUGAGAGUAGUAGUCUUCUUUCCAAGUAUAUCUUCGAGUGCGAGUACCUUACGUUGUCUGAACCGGGCUUUGACGACGGUCAAAUGACGCCUGAUUCGGUCCUUGAACUGGCCGGCUCGUUGAGGACCUCCUCCGGUUCAAGUGGUGGCGCCGCCGGGGGAGUGGGUUGUACGGCGACGACGGAGAUUGUGAGGAAGAAACGCAGCGGCGUUCCGAUGUUUCGGGCGGCGUGCCGGCCGGUAUCGGGGAUUUCGGUGGGGCUGAUGAACCGCCGGAAGGGAACUCCUCACCGGUCUCCACUUUAUUGAUUUCUGUACGAAAAAAGUGAUGG
Camellia sinensis is the source of this 1022-nucleotide messenger RNA. NCBI's taxonomy places the organism in Eukaryota, Viridiplantae, Streptophyta, Magnoliopsida, Ericales, Theaceae. The record is from RefSeq and is a predicted model, not a curated record.